Messenger RNA from Daldinia childiae, 1074 nucleotides. RefSeq names its product 54S ribosomal protein L3, mitochondrial. The transcript has 2 exons. Gene Ontology annotation, molecular function: ribonuclease III activity; double-stranded RNA binding. Gene Ontology annotation, cellular component: nucleus. Gene Ontology annotation, biological process: primary miRNA processing; rRNA processing; regulation of gene expression. The record is from RefSeq and is a predicted model, not a curated record. Bases 1 to 1074 code for a protein of 357 amino acids. Lineage: Eukaryota; Fungi; Ascomycota; Sordariomycetes; Xylariales; Hypoxylaceae.
AUGGCAGACGACAACAUCCGAGAGGAGGAACACAUAGCACCCUUACCAUCCCCGCCUCCAGAGCGAGCUCUAUACUCGGCUAAGCUUGCGGCUCUGCAUGCGCGACUCUCUCUCUCCUCUAAAAUCCCCUUACAGACUCUCGCCCGCGCCCUUAUAGACCCUUCAGCCGACGCAGACCCCCGCUUCAACAAUGCGAAUCUUGCAUUUGUGGGCGCAUCCAUCCUCCAGUACCAUGCCUCGGAAUUCCUCAUUACCCGCUAUCCCCGCCUACCCAUGGCCAUUCUCUUCUCCGCCAUGAAGGGCUACUCCGGCGUGCCGGCCCUGCACCAGAUUGCUCGCGCCUGGGGUGUAGAAGCGGCCGCCGCGCCCGGCGAGGAGGUGGACCCGGGGUUAUUGCAAUUUUCGCAGGACAAGCCGACGGUCAUGAUGAGCAAGUGGGGCUACGUGCGUGCUGAGUCGAAGGAGAUCCAGAAAUACAAGUGGCGCCGGGGUCUAAGCAGUUCAGUCAUGUACGACGAUGCAUUCGGUGAGAUGGUAACGAAGCAGAAGCAGCCCAAAGAAGAGGAAGACGUCGAAGUUAGUGCGGCGAGAAACACAAAAGACCUAGUUGUCGACAACCCGGUGGGGAAUGCGAACGCUAACUUCGUGCGCGCGGUUGUUGGCGCUAUCUAUCUAUACUGCGGGCGGGAUGCCGCCAAGACCUUCGUGAAGGCGCACGUCCUUUCUCGGACGCUCGACCUCUCUAACAUGUUCGAAUUUAAGACGCCAACAAGGGAGCUGGUUAAGCUAUGCGCAAGGGAGAACUUCGACGCCCCCGUCGCGAGGUUAUUAAGCGAGACGGGUCGUCUGAGCAGGACACCCGUCUUUGUAGUAGGCAUCUACAGCGGGCGAGACCUGCUGGGCGAGGGCGCAGCUAGCAGCCUCGACGACGCGAGGAUAUCAGCCUCCAUUAAUGCGCUAAAGGCGUGGUAUCUAUAUAGUCCGGUCGACACCGCGGUACCGAGUGACACGUUUGUGGAGGAUGCCGCUCCGUAUAAGCCGGUGUACGUUGAUAUCGGUGAGGUUAUCUCGUAG